This is a messenger RNA of Haliotis rufescens (red abalone), 2720 nucleotides long. Its product is annotated as monocarboxylate transporter 12-like. The record is from RefSeq and is a predicted model, not a curated record. Gene Ontology annotation, biological process: transmembrane transport; monocarboxylic acid transport. Gene Ontology annotation, molecular function: monocarboxylic acid transmembrane transporter activity. The transcript is spliced from 6 exons. Lineage: Eukaryota; Metazoa; Mollusca; Gastropoda; Lepetellida; Haliotidae. The coding region runs from base 1153 to 2445 and encodes 430 amino acids.
GCGUUACACUGACACAAUCAAAUAUGUCGUUAUGCACCCACAGUGAUACUGCGUGUAAUAUUCUGCAAGGUGAAGGCCACGAGAGCUGACACGAUUAUACACUGAGCUGCAGCUGUUGUGCAUCGCGUUGUUAAUCUCCUCAUUAGGUGACAGUGCAUUUGUGAUGACACAGAACCGGAUACAAUAUGAUGUUAGGAAGUGUGGAGAUUCAGGGGUAUUUAUUUACAGAAUUCAUUUCACUGUGAACGCUUGUAAACACUUCCGUGGUAACUGACGAGCAUAUCUAUUUAUAGCUAUGAUCGCUCCAGUUUAUUGCCAUGUAUUUGUGUAGAAACGUUUGAAUUCUGAAUCUGGGAUAUGAAUAUUGAUGUUUCAUGGUUUCAAUGUGUGUGUAAUGUGUUGUCGCUGUGUGGUUGACGUGUUGCUGAUACCACCUCACGCACUGACCCACACGCUAACUGGUGUUUCAGCAUAGAGUCCAUGAUAUACAAGACAUAUAUUUACACAUUCACAUAUAUCUAACGUGUAAUCCAUCUUCGUGGCGGCUGAAUACCAGACAAAUCAAUCCUGCAGUCGUGUAUUAGUCAGUCACCGUAUAUUGCUGCCACACACCCGUGAAACAGGCUAGUGAUUUUUCUGAAACACCUGACCCAUAUAUAACAAUAGACAAGGUACGUCAGUCGCUCCGCUCAACUUAAGGUUGUUUGUGUACGAGCCGGAACCUCCGCUGGCCUGAAGUUUGUGUGUACGAGCCGGAACCUCCGCUUGCCUGAAGUCUGUGUGUACGAGCCGAAAAAACUCCGCUCAUGUGAAGUUUGUGUGUCCGAGCCAGAACCGCUGCGCGCCAGAAGUUUGUGUGUACGGGUCGGAACCUUCGCUUAUGUGAAGUUUGUGUACACGGGCCGGAACUUCCGUUCACCUGAAGUUUUUGGACACGGUCAUUAGUGUUUCAUAGAGUCCAUAAUAUACAAUAUAUAUAUGUACACAUUCACAUAUAUAUUACGUCUAAUUCAUCUUCGUGGUGGCUGAAUACCAGACAAAUCACCCUGCAGUCGUGUUUUCGCCAGUCAUCGCAUAUUGCCGCCACAGCCCCGUGAAGCAGGAUAGUGAAACACCGCCAUAUAUAUAGACAAGCAUUCAAGAAUUGCCGGCAUGGGUCUCUCUUGGAUUAUAAUAUUUUCUGGUUUUAUGAUCAAACUGUGUGGACCAAGCUUGAGCUACGUUGCUGGGGUGUACCACGUGGCUCUGAUGGAACAAUUUGAUGACAUUGAGGUCGUUUCUUGGCUGGGAUCAAUGUUUGCUUGCAUGUAUUCUUUGACAGGUCCGCUAGCCAGCCUCGUUAUCAACUCCUAUGACUGUAGGACCUGCGUGAUACUGUCAGGGCUGCUGGGGCUGCUAGGAUUUGGCGCCAGCUUCUUCAUCUACGACAUCAAGCUGCUGUUUAUUUCAUACGCACUUGUUGCAGGUUUGGGGACAGGAUUCGCCCAAGGUGGAUGCAUGGUGUCUAUUGGCUAUCAUUUCCCGAAGACAUCCAGUUUAGUUUCCGGUGUCAUCACAUGCGGUUCUGGCCUUGGUGUUUUCAUCCAUCCAAUCCUGAUUCGAUAUCUGCUGAACCAAUAUGGCCUCCAGGGAGCAUUCCUUCUCAACGGCGGUGUCAUGUUUAAUCUCUGCGUUUUUGCAAUGCUCUUGGAACCGUCUCCAUUUGAAACAGAACGGAAGAGACAGCCUGCCACAACGCAACUGUCCUGCGGGCAAGCUAUGCAGGCAUUUUAUAAACACUGUAGGCAGUUUAUAACCGUUUUCAAAAGCCUGUCAUUUACGAUGCUUUUAUGCAGUAUUUUUUGCUACUCUAUGUCAAUAUCAACACUGUAUCUCUUCUUGCCUGACUUCUUGUACGAGAACGGAGCGUCACUACAAGACUCCUCCCUUGCCAUUUCCUCUUCUGGUAUUGGAAGUAUCCUGUCCCGUUUUCUCGUGGGAUUUGCAGCCAACGAUACCUCAGUUGGCAGUGGUGUAUUCUAUAACUGCUUACCAAGUGUUGUCGCAACUUUGACCUUAUUUCUACCGUUCUUCAGCCUUACAACAGGCGGGAGAAUCAUGUACGGAUUUCUAACGGGAUUAUACACAGGCGGCCAGUUUGUGGUAUUGAUACCGAUAAUCCUGGAAACUCUUGAUGACAAGUUCCUCGCUUCGGGGGUGGGAAUAACGUCAUUCUCGUGCGGAAUAGGAACUCUUCUCGGACCCCCAAUAGCAGGAGUUAUAUACAAGAAAAGCGGACAGUACAUCGUCGUGUUUAUGUUCUCAGCUGCUAUGCUGUUUCUGACAAGUGCCACCGGGUUCUGUUCCACGCUGCUGAGACGGUCAACGGACAGCUGUGAACAUGGACGUGAACCUGACAUCACGUCGACUGAAGCGCCCUCUGAAGCAGACCCUCUGGCGCGUUAAGUAACAUUUGGUGCAGUGUGUGUGUGUUUUUCUUUGUGUGUGUGUGUCUUUGUGUGUGUGUGUGUGUGUGUGUGUGUGUGUGUGUGUGUGUGUGUGUGUGUGUGUGUGUGUGUGUGUGUGUGUGUGUGUGUGUGUGUGUGUGUGUGUGUGUGUGUGUGUGUGUGUUUAUGUAUGUCUAUGUGUGUGUGUUUGUGUUUGUGUUUGUAUGUUGAAUGAAGGUUGAUAAAGUGGUUUAUUGUAAAUCUGGGAAGAACUCAAUAAAGCAUUGAAAGUUU